This is a messenger RNA of Ictidomys tridecemlineatus (thirteen-lined ground squirrel), 10128 nucleotides long. RefSeq names its product KIAA0319 like. Gene Ontology annotation, cellular component: cytoplasmic vesicle; membrane; Golgi apparatus. Gene Ontology annotation, biological process: neuron migration. The record is from RefSeq and is a predicted model, not a curated record. NCBI's taxonomy places the organism in Eukaryota, Metazoa, Chordata, Mammalia, Rodentia, Sciuridae.
CAGAGUCCUAUUGGAACCAGAGAGAAGGCAUUUAGCUUAGAGAUGAAGGGAAGAUCUGAGGAAUCCUUUCCAGAGAGGCCGAUGCCUUAGCAGUUUUGAAGGUUUAAUUAGAAGAAUUCAAGAAAUGUUCCCAAGCAAUGGGUAUGUGAGAACAGAGGCAUAAAGUAUGGAGCAGCCUGGUAUAGAAAAGAACCAUGACCAGCUGUUGAGUGAUGCUGGAGUAUAUGAAGCAAAGCUGCUUGAAACAGAUGCUGUUGAAAGCAGGUGCCACCAGGGGAAGACACAAUUUGGAGUUGGCCUGAGAACUGGGAGAGAAAAUCACUUCUGGCUUCUUAAAGGAACCCCGUCUCUCCAUUCAUGUUGGGCUGCCUGCUGUCAGGACUCGGCCUGCCAUGCUCUUUGGUGGCUAGAAGGGAUAUGCAUUCAGGCUGACUGCAGCAAGCCCCAGAGCUGCCAGCCUUUUAGGACAGACUCUUCUAAUUCUAUGCUGGUAUUUUUUAAAAAAUUCCAAGCUGCAGAUGAUUUGGGCUUUCUAUCUGAAGAGGAUAUACCACGUAUUCUGGAGGAGGCCUCUUGGAGGAGACUGAGCCCAUCCAGAGCUCCAUUCAGAUCUGCUGUAUUUUCCAGUGACCAACAGAGCUUAAUCAGGAAGCUUCAGAAGAGAGAUAUUUCCAGAGAAGUCCUUCCACCUAUAGUAGCACAGCAUUCUAAAGAGAAUGACUCCAACGAACUAGGUGUUCUGAGUGCCAGUGGCUUGGCAGAGGUCCAGAAGGCAGUUACAGUUUCCAGUCCCUUAACCACAGACCUGACUACAGAGAUUGCUGGUCAGCCAAAGAAUGUAUCAGUCCAACCUGAAACAACAGAGGAUCCUGGAAUUAUAGCCAGCACUCAGCAAAUAAAAAGUCCUGGGAAAAUCCAAACUGCUAUCCCUCUUCCAGUGGCUCCCUCCUAUAUUCAUACAACUCCUACCCCCCAGGCUUCCUUCCAGAGCACAUCAGCACCAUACCCAGUUAUAAAGGAACUUGUGGUAUCUGCUGGGAAGAGUGUCCAGAUGACCCUGCCUAAGAAUGAAGUUCAAUUAAAUGCAUAUGUUCUCCAAGAACCCCAGAAAGGAGAAACCUACACCUACGACUGGCAGCUGAUUACUCAUCCUAAAGACUACAGUGGAGAAAUGGAAGGGAAACAUUCCCAGAUCAUGAAACUAUCCAAGCUGACUCCAGGCCUGUAUGAAUUCAAAGUGAUCGUAGAUGGUCAAAAUGCCCAUGGGGAAGGCUAUGUGAACGUGACAGUAAAGCCAGAACCCCGUAAGAAUCGGCCUCCUGUUGCUAUCGUGUCACCCCAGUUCCAGGAGAUCUCUUUGCCAACCACAUCUACAGUCAUUGAUGGCAGCCAAAGCACUGAUGAUGAUAAAAUCGUCCAGUAUCAUUGGGAGGAACUUAAGGGGCCUCUGAGAGAAGAGAAGAUUUCUGAAGAUACAGCCAUAUUAAAACUAAGCAAACUGGUCCCUGGGAACUACACCUUCAGCUUGACUGUAGUAGACUCUGAUGGAGCUACCAGCUCCACCACUGCAAGUCUGACAGUGAACAAAGCUGUGGAUUAUCCCCCUGUGGCCAACGCAGGCCCCAACCAAGUGAUCACCCUGCCUCAAAAUUCCAUCACUCUCUUUGGGAACCAGAGUACUGAUGAUCAUGGCAUCAGCAGCUAUGAGUGGUCACUCAGCCCAAGCAGCAAGGGGAAGGUGGUAGAGAUGCAGGGUGUUAGAACACCAACUCUGCAACUCUCUGCAAUGCAAGAAGGAGACUAUACCUACCAACUCACGGUGACUGACACAAUAGGACAGCAAGCCACCGCUCAAGUGACUGUUAUUGUGCAGCCUGAAAACAACAAGCCCCCUCAGGCAGAUGCGGGCCCAGAUAAAGAAUUGACCCUGCCUGUGGACAGCACAACCCUGGAUGGCAGCAAGAGCUCAGAUGAUCAGAGAAUUAUCUCCUAUCUCUGGGAAAAAACACAAGGACCUGACGGGGUGCAGCUGGAGAAUGCUAACAGCAGCGUUGCCACUGUGAGUGGGCUGCAAGUAGGGACUUACGUGUUCACCUUGACUGUCAAAGAUGAGAGGAACCUACAAAGCCAGAGCUCUGUGAACGUCAUUGUCAAAGAAGAAAUGAACAAACCACCCAUGGCCAAGAUAUUGGGGAAUGUGGUGAUUACCUUACCCAUGAAUACAGCAGAGCUGGAUGGCUCCAAGUCCUCAGAUGACAAGGGAAUAGUCAGCUACCUCUGGACUCGAGAUGAAGGGAGCCCAGCAGCUGGGGAGGUGUUGAAUCACUCUGACCAUCAUCCUGUCCUCUUUCUUUCCAACCUGGUUGAGGGAACCUACACAUUCCACCUGAAAGUGACUGAUGCAAAGGGUGAGAGUGACACAGACCGGACAACUGUGGAGGUGAAGCCUGAUCCCAGGAAAAACAACCUGGUGGAGAUCAUCUUGGAUGUCAACGUCAGUCAGCUAACUGAGAGGCUGAAGGGGAUGUUCAUCCGCCAGAUUGGGGUCCUCCUGGGGGUGCUGGAUUCCGACAUCAUUGUGCAAAAGAUUCAGCCGUACACGGAGCAGAGCACCAAGAUGGUAUUUUUUGUUCAGAAUGAACCUCCGCACCAGAUCUUCAAAGGCCACGAGGUGGCAGCAAUGCUCAAGAGUGAGCUGCGAAAGCAAAAAGCAGAUUUCCUGAUAUUCGGAGCCCUGGAGAUCAACACUGUCACAUGUCAACUGAACUGUUCUGAGCAUGGCCACUGUGAUUCAUUCACCAAAAAAUGUAUCUGUGACCCUUUUUGGAUGGAGAAUUUCAUCAAGGUGCAGCUAAGAGAUGGAGACAGCAAUUGUGAGUGGAGUGUGUUGUACGUUAUCAUUGCUACCUUUGUGAUUGUUGUUGCCUUGGGGAUCCUGUCUUGGACCACAAUCUGUUGUUGUAAGAGGCAAAAAGGAAAACCCAAGAGGAAAAGCAGGUACAGGAUCCUGGAUGCCACUGAUCAGGAGAGCCUGGAGCUGAAGCCGACCUCCCGAGCAGGUGUCAAACACAAAGGCCCCAUGCUGAGCAGCAGCCUGAUGCACUCUGAAUCGGAACUGGACAGCGAUGAUGCCAUUUUCACGUGGCCAGACCGGGAGAAGGGCAAGCUCCUGCAUGGUCAGAAUGGCUCUGUACCCAACGGGCAGACACCGCUGAAGGCUAGGAGCCCACGGGAGGAGAUCUUAUAGCUAUCUGGUCUGUCUCCUCAGAGUAGGGAUUGGUAGUGCCAGGGCCCAAGCACUGCCAGGCUGGUUCCCUAUCACCCAGGUCCCAGGGCAGCUGAUCUCCCAGUAUAUGAUGGUCACUCCACCCCAACCCCCCACCCCAAAACUACUGGUACUUGAAUCACAGACACUGUCCAGGAACCCAUGAGCGAAGCUGUGAAUGAAGAGAUUUCCUCUUUGAACCUGUCUGGUAGGCCCCCAGAACAUCCUCACCUCAGGGGCUCCUUUAUUGCAAGUCCCUCUUCCCCACCCAAGGGCAAGUACGGCCUGCAUCAGCAUCCUCUGCAGCUGCCCUGUGGUAGUGCUACUGGACCCAGGGUGCUACACAGAACCAAGAGCCAACAGCCUCCUGGCUCCAGGGGCUCAAUGGAGGGUAUGUUCUUUCUUCUCUUCUCUGGGGCAUAGUGGGCCCCCUGGCAAGGCCAAGAGGACGUGGCAUCCCUGCCCCACCACAGAUACUAGAACACUAGUGAGAAACAACGCCUGGCCCUCGGCACUGGAGCCUGCUCCCUUCUCUGAUCAGCACUAUCAGGAGAGGACUGGCUGUCUGGGGGUGAUGAGGGGCCCUGGUUUGGGGGGACUUUUGUGACACAAGCAGUGUCCCCCUUUCUUCCUCUGACUGGCAGCUGCUGCUUCCAGGCUCAGGCCACCACUCUGUGUCCCUAGAGGAGAUAGCCACAGACUGGAAUGUUGUGGCAUGAGAGUGCAUGUGUGUGACUGUCCACUGUGGUCUCCCAGUCCCUCCAUCUGUGUCUUUUCAAUGUCUCUGCUGCACAUGUGUGUUGAGUGAACGCGUGCGUAUCUUCUCACCGGGCUCUUGGCUGCUCAGAAGGAAACUUUGACUCAGUCUCUCAGCUCCGUGAAACAGAGAGGAAUCCCACUGGUUUCUGUCACUGUUCCUCAGACCUACUAGCUGGGAAUUGAGGAAUGGGAGCUUUGGGGGAAGGACUUCUAAAAAGAGAUAAUUUCUACUACUGCACUACUACUGUGUGUUGUAAGAUGAUUAAACAUAUAUUUAAUUGUGUGCCUACAUCUCUGACCUGUGUCACAGGGCUAACCACGGUUGCAGCCUUCAAGCUCUUGCCCUUGGCAGGCAGUUUUGGACCUGCCAUCAGCACAUGUGACCCAUGGUGCUGGGUCCUGCCUGCAAUGGUGGGUGGGAAUGCAGCACUCCUACACUUUGGCUAAGGGAGGUGAGUUUUUUGUUCUUCCUUCUCAUACCUUUGUCCCUCUGUCUAAGCUAGGGGACCGAGUGUCCUAAGAUCCAGAGUAAGACCUUAAGAAAUUUUGGCCACUGCUAUUCUCUUUUGUGUUAACCAGCCUUAAGUGUGUGUACUUCUCAUAGUUCAUGAAGCCCUUUGCUGGAUAUGUGAGAGAGGGGAAGGGCUGGGCUAAGAAAGGGAGAUGAGAGCAAAGGCCACUGAACCUGUGCUUUGCCCAAGCUCUGUAUAAAAACCAGCUGCAGGGGGGCAGCAGUGUCUCUGAUCUUACAAGUCCAGAAGUUGAGUCAUAGUGAGAAGUGGUUCAGUCCACACAAGCAGUGACUGAACUCGGGCUCAGUAGAGCCCCCUGCUCACACUGCUCAGGGCUUCUUCAGAAAUAGUCCCUGGGUUAGGUCUGGGAUGGAGCAUGAGAAUUUGCCUAAUGAUGUCCUAGAAGAUGCUGAGCCCCCCCCUGGUGCAGGGCCCCAAUCCAAGGACCUCUAGGUGAGAAAUGCAUGGUCAGCCUCUUUCUUGCGUGCGCACACACACGCAGAGCUGUAGCCUUUCCAUCCUGAAUGAUGGUGGAGGGAGUAAGUACAGAGACCUCUAUCUUGCCAAGGGGUGUACUCAAAGUGGGGCCAAUCUGCUCAGCUGGGAAUGGUAGGGCUGGAUGAUGCAGUGCUCCAGUCUGAAUCGCCACAGCAGGUGGGCUCAGGGCCCAGUGGGCCAUAGGGGGAGGAACCUGACAGAAAACAUUGAGCCUAUUCAGAGUAGAAACUAUUCAAUAUUUGCAGUUUGGGCAACAGAAACAAUGGAGCUGAGUGAGGCUUGCUGGAGCAGGUGAAGUGUAGGAAGGUAAGGAUCUGGUGAGGCUGGGGCACUGUGAGCAGCCUCCAAGAAUUCAGGAAUGCUCUACAGGGUUCAAGUGCUCUGGCUUUCUUUCCCCUGGCCUGUCUGGUAAGCAGCAGGAGCUGCAGAGAUCCUCACACACACUGAGAGAAUAUGCCUGCAGUCAGGCCACCAGUCUCCAAGAUAGACUGAGGGAACAGCCUUGACACUUUUGUGGAUUUGUGUUGAUUGGUUGGAGGGCCCCUAUAUAUUUCUCUAGCCAAACUUGGCCACUGCUGUAAUCUUCCACUCCUUAACUCCCCAUCUGAUGAUGGUGGCUACCUAGUGUCUAUUAGUAUUAGGCUGUGGCCAUCCACUGUUGUGCCUCCUCUCCUACUUGGAGAGUACCCAUAAGGCUCCCUUGGUCACAAGGAAUGAAACUGAGGUUACCUCUCAUGGGAACAAGGAAACUUUUAUCCAGUUCUUCUUACUGCCAAUACCCAGUACUUGUCUUGGCAAGUUACUGUGAUGCCCUAUUCCACCUUCCUGGCUGUGUUUUAUUUACUCCACUUCUAAUAAAUCAACACAUUCCUGUGCAUUGACAUUGGUGGUUCUCAUGGACUUUUAGGAAACUUUUUUAAAGCACUGAGUCCUAGAACCUAAACCCAGAUUUUUAAGUGUUUAACUGAUCUUUAUUAAUUCCUUAGGUAAUUUGUGCAGGUAUACCACGUCCAUUUGAAGGGAAAAAAUAGCUAUUAGCAGCUCAGCUUCAAAAUACUUGCUACCAGUUGGAAGGAAGCUAACAGGCACCCAGUAUCCCCUGAUCAGCCCAGGAAAAGGCCCUUGAGAUUAAGUGUGGCAGAGGUUGCUAUUCAUCAAACCCCAGAGCUUGUCAUGUCCCCCACAACUGCUGACAUGAGGUGAUAGAUCUUGUAGCCCAGAAAACCAAUCUCACUUUAAAUGCCCAUUUCUGUGAUCUUGCUUAAACAACUAGUUCAAAGCCAAUGCAAAGGUGGUUAGUUCAAGCUUUGUGCUAUAAAUGGCUGCAGCAUUUCAGGAUUCUUCAACUGAAAUACAGCUGCACUGAGAAGUUAUUUUAGCCAUAUGCAGUAGUCACCCACACCCAAAUCUUUGAGAACCCAGUGUCCUUAAUGAAUAUUUUAAAAGAUUCCCCCAAAUACUGAGCCUCCCUCCCCAAGGAAAUGGAGUUACCAUAUACCGGGAGGGGCUGGUAAGACAUGAGAAGAGACGUGUGCUAUUGCUGAAUGGAGGACAAUUGGUCAAGUUGCUGGUAUCACUGAGACCCUAUCAAGGCCGCCAAAGGCUCUGCCGGGAUGGACAGGAGUGGGCUGGCGGAUGACACCUAGGGAUUGUGCCUCUCCCUGGUGCUGCUGCUUCCCAAAGACCUGAAUCAGGUAAAUCUCUAAGCAGUUGCUGGGCGAUUGGUCAAUCUCAACUCUAAGGUACCUGGAGGUCAAGACUUUCCCCUUGUUAAGCUUACUGGCAGGGUAGCACAGAGGUAACAGGCUAAAAUACCCAGAUGCCACAAGAGGAGUAUGACCUCUGAGUCCCAAACAGCAACUAACAUGGACUAUCCAAACCAAGAAUUUAAAAUAAGGCAAUAUAAUUAGGGAAAUCCUAGCAAUGUGAACAGGAACAUGAACCAAGUGGAAACAUUAAGUGUGAAAACAUAGUGAAUGGGUUGGGGGUGGCUCAGUGAUAGAGCACUUGCCUAGCACGUGAGGCACUGGGUUCCAACCUCAGCGCCAUGUCAAAAUAAAAAUAAAGAUAUUGUACGACCAAAAAAAAAAAAAAAGCAGCAAAUGGGAUAAAGAACAGAUGAGAGCCAAAAACAGGGAGCUGGAGCAUAAUCUGGUGAAAAUAUGGGGUCACAUGGUCUCACACAUAUGACUGUUUUAACUCGGUAAUAAACACAAGUCUAAGGCAUUUCUAUGGAGAAGUGGCGGAGUCCAAGAGUGGGGCACUGAAAGGGUAAGAGGAACUAACAAAUGCAAAAGAAAGAAAACACAUGUCAAGUCAGAAAGACAAGCCUACCAGAAGAGGAGCUUCUUUUGGCUAAAUCUAAGACAAUGAGUUAUCAAAAUAAAUAAUCAAAGCUCCAGAUUAUAACUUAAAAAAAAAAUUUUAGUUGUAAAUGGACACAAUACCUUUAUUUAUUUUUAUGUGGUGCUGAGGUUGGAUCAGGGACUACUGCUGAUCCACAACCCAAGUCCCCUGAUUAUAAUUUUAAAAAACCUUUUUUUUAGUUGUAGAUGGACACAAUUUAUUUUUUAUGUGGUACUGAGGAUCAAACCCAGUACCCGACAUACGCUAGGCAAGUGCCCUACCACUGAGCCACAACCCCAGGCCCACCAGAUUAUAACUUAAUGAGUAAAAUAGGAAUCCAUUAUGUAUAUAUGUACAUAUAUGCCUACAUGCAUGUAAUUGUGUGUGUGUGUGUUUGUGUAAGUAUUUUUGUUUCUCCAGUACUGGGAACUGAACCCAGGGAUACUCUAGCACUUGCUCUACAUCUCCAGCACUUUUUUAUUUUGAAACAGAGUCUUGCUAAACUGUCCAUGCUAGCCUGGAAGUUGUAAUCUUCCUUUCUCAGCUUCUUGAGUCCCUGGGAUUACAAGUUUGCCAUUUAACCUAGUUUCAGUGUGAUUUUUUUUAAAAAAGAUCUAAAUUCUAGAGCAAAAAUGAUGGGGAAAACAGGGUCCCUAUCAGACAAAUAUUAAUUAAGAGAAACUGCAAAAGCAAUGAAAAAAAAAAAAAGACUCAAUAGGGGGUGGGGCGUGGGUAAUUAUCUACAGAAAAGAACAAAAGAACAAGAAAAGGUAAAGAGGAUGGAUAUUAUUAUCUCCAACACAGUCUGAAAAUAAAACAAAAUUGCAGGUAGGAAAAGGGAGAAUGGACAACUUGAUUUUUUUAAAAAAGGAAAUGAGAAAACACUUAUAACAGACUAAUAGUAUCAUCCUGUCUGAACCUGGACACAGUCAAAGCAUGCUGACACAGAAAAAUUCAGAAGUGAAAUCAUUUUUGGAAACAGAAGAUUAACCAUGAAGGAAGCAAUCACUUGAUUCACUUUUUUUAAAGAAUGAACAACAUGAGGGAAAAAAACAAAACAAGAAAAACAGUGAGAAAGCCAGAAAAACAUGAUGAAAUACUUUACACUGACAAAAUCAAAUGCUGGCACUUUCAAGACAUGAAAACUUGAGUAGACUAAUAAACAUUAUGUAAAUAAAAAGGCAAAGACUUUCUUUGGGGGAAUUAGAAAAAAUUAAAAGGUUUAAGGUUUUCCAACACUUAAGAAAUUUUAUGUAAGUUCUUUCACCAAAUGAAAAAAAAACUAAAACCUGCCCAGAUCUUUAACAGUGAUUACAAAACCAAUUAAGAAUUCAAGAGAAAAAAAAAAUUUACUCUUGACUGUGGGUGCAAAAGCACAAUUAUUAACUAUCUAAACCUAACAGUAUAUAUUUUUUAAAAAAUCAAGGAGGGUUUAUUAAAGGAAUUCAAGAACGACUUCAACAUUAGCAUAUUAAUUCACAUGCUUUAAACAACAAUAAAGGAGAAAAAGAACUAUUAUUAUAAUAGAUGCUCUUCCAAAGCAUUUGAUAAAUUCAUCACUUAUUAAAAAAGAAAGACCCAUAGCAAACCAGGAAUAGUAGGGAAUAUCCUUAACUCGAUAAAGUUAUGUAUCAAUUAGUGUGUAUACAUGUAGAGAUACAUAUAAAAUAUGUCAUGAUCAAUUAGGACUUAAUCAAGGAACACAGGCUUAAUAUUAGAAAAAUCCACUAACAUAAUUCACUAAAUAAAAACUACGAUCUUAUAAAGAAAAAAGUGUUUGAUAAUGUUCACAUUUUAUCUGAUGAGGGGUAGGGUGGAGAUGUAGAAAGCAAUCAGACUUAAAUUGCUUUCCAGGUGGAUAUAUAAGUCUGUAUUUACUUUUGCCCUGUGUAAGGUUUUGUAAUUUGCCUUUACCACUAAAACAUUGACAUUAUCCAUUAUUCUAUUUUAGGCCAGUUUUUAGGGUAUAAAAUGACAGCUCAAAAAACUCCAGUAGAGCACUCGCCUAGCACAUUCGAGGCCCACAUAAAAAUAAAUAAAAUAAAGGUAUUGUGUUCAACUACAACUAAAAAAUAAAAAUUUAAAAGCAGCAGCAACAACAACAACAAAAAACUCCAGCAAACUCUCCAUUAUGGAGUUUUGAGCGUCUCUUCAUGAACUGUUAAAACCCUUUUAGACUUUAUAUUAUAAACUAUCAUUAUCCUUUGUUCGUUCAAUAUUCUUGGACUCAGUAUAUUUUUUGUAUAUGCUAGAUAUAAAACCACUGGUUGCUUUCAACAUUGCAAGAUCCUAAGUCUUUAUCCUUUACUGAAUAAGAAUCUUUAAUUUUGACAUAAUAAAAUUAAUCUUAUUUUCCAUAUGUGGUUUGUGCUUUGGGGGAUUUAUUGUUUGUUGAUGCAUCUAGAUCACAAUGAUAUUCUAUAUUUCCUAAUAUUUUUUUAAAUUUACAUUCCACUUUUAGUCUUUAAUCCAUCCCACACUUUUGCAUAUGAUGCCAGUAAGGAAUUUUGUUUUAUUUUCCUCCAUGUAAAUGCUAGCUUUCCAACACUAUCUACUAAAACUCAGGGAAUUCUUGUGUAUUACUAUAACUAUGUAUUACUGUAACUAAGGUACUUUUAUACUUUUACUUUUUGUUUCUACUGUGAAUAGUUUCAAUUAUAUUACCUAAUAAGGUUACUGCUCUUAUAGAAAAAUGCUUGAAAUGCUUAUGAAUCUAUUUUCUAUUUAAUGAAGGUAACUUGAACUGUU